CGCAGCAUCGUCGACGAUGCUGCGACGUCUGGAUGUAAGCCAGGCCAGCGCGAUGCGAGGACGUUCGUACGCGUCGUGCGCGCUCUCACGCGGCACCUGACGGAGUAUCAACUGGGGCAAGACCCGUCCGUGGUGCCACUGUCUCGCGGCGACCUGAGGCUGUGCUUGCAACUGUCCUCUGUUUCCAGCUCUGCCCAACAGCAAGUGCGCCUUGAGCGUCCGGGGUACUACCCGUCCUAUCGUAUCAGCCACAUCGGGGACGACGCUCGCCAGUGGUGUACAGUAGGGCUGCCGAUCUGGACCUCCCUCUCCCUCGUUGGCCGAGGCACGGUGGUAUGGAAAGUGCUCGAGCUAUCCGGCGAGUCCGAGAAGGGAUUCACUUUGAAGGGUGACACCCACGUCAUGAAGUCGUCCUGGCGUGAUCCUCUCAAGAUACCCGAAACAGAGGUAUAUACACUGAUUGGCCAGCUCGAGGGCUGUCCGCGCGGGGUUGCGAGACCGCUUUACGGUGGCGAUGUCUGUUAUUAUGAGGUCCUGCAGACGUGGUCCAAGUUGACCGUCGCGUCGCGGCGACGCCAAGGAUCCGAUGCGCCCGUCCAAGGUCCUGCACCGUGUUGUUCUUCCGAGAUCCGGAGAGCCGCUAUGGAAGUAUACCGACGAGCUGCAACUGCUGUACGUUUCCACUCGAUCGUCGAAGCGCAUCGGUAUCUGUGUGGGCAUGGGAUCCUCCACCAGGACAUCAAUCCGAGCAAUAUGUUCCUCUGGUCCGACGAGGCGGCCCUCCCACCGUAUACGGAAGAUAGGCCAGCCAGUGGUAUCCUAGCCAGCUCCGACAUGGCCGCAGUGGAUGACUCGCUGCUCGCAGUCAGCUCUGUGAGGAGAAUCACUCCGAGCAACGAGGGCAUGGCAGAUGACAAGAUCCCGGAUAAAUCGAAGAUUGAGACCCGUCAAUUCACACCGCGUAGUGUGCCUGAGAUAGAUACACUACAAUUCAUGGCAUUGGAACUACUCCAAGCAGUACAUGCUGGAAGGGACAUUCCCCAUACAGCUGCUCAUGACCUCGAGUCAAUUGCAUAUGUCUUGGGUUACACUGUCCUGCAGCAUCUUGUUAACACUCCAGGUUGUCACAUUGCCCUAGCAGAGGCCUUUCAGGAACACUUUGGCUACAUGACAGUCAAAGGCAUCAUUUAUCAGCACUCUGGUAUCAGGCCCCUCAAGUGGAACUAUCUGCAGGACUGUGGUAGUCCAGCAGAGGCAUUCAUAGCAGACCAUGUGUCAUUGGCUGCCAUCUCAGAUCUCCUUGAUGACUUAAGGCUCAAGGUGUCAAAAAUCCAUGCAGCAUAUGAGCAAAGGAAACUUGCUGAAACACGUGGCAACAUGUACAAUCUACAAAGCACAAGGCAAUUGUCUCAGGAUGAAUUCUUUGAUCACGCUAUGCUCCUGGAGCUAUUGGGUAGCACUAUCUCAUACCUAGAGCAACAUCCAGAGGAGAUUAAGUAUUCAGCCAUUCAUGGGAGUAUGUAGAUGAGGCUAUCUAGGGCUGAAGGGUACAAAUUUGUUGAAAGUUAUGGGCUACACCUCGAUGAUGUAUACCAUAGAAUGAGCAGAGGCAUAGCUCUGUAGUGCCCAUUGUGUUCAAUUUCUAUCUUAUAUUGUCUGUUUUUUGUUACUUCAUAGUGUACUUGAGCUGGGAUGCAAACACCCAUGCCAUCAUACUUCCCUG
Messenger RNA from Rhodofomes roseus, 1723 nucleotides. RefSeq lists its product as uncharacterized. The record is from RefSeq and is a predicted model, not a curated record. The coding region runs from base 403 to 1524 and encodes 373 amino acids. NCBI's taxonomy places the organism in Eukaryota, Fungi, Basidiomycota, Agaricomycetes, Polyporales, Fomitopsidaceae. The transcript is spliced from 4 exons.